AUGUUGUUGUAUGACAUGAGAAUGAAAUUGUUUGUGCUUUUCGUGUUUUUCUCGGUCUUUGUCAUCCAAGCAUCAUCAAGUAGCCCCAACAUCUUGCUAGAAUAUCCACAAAGACAUGAUAAUUCAUCAAUUCUCAUCUGCCAAACUCUAAAAGCCACAAUAAACUUAGAACAAGGCACACAUGACAUCUUACUUGCGAAAAUUGACGACAACAUAAAAGAUUCUGUAGCUGACGACAUAUCAAGGUGCUUGGGCAGUGAAAAUCCAAUGAUUCUUACAGACUUAAGUGUGCCUAUUGUUAAGAAUGGUCUGAACAAAGCAAAACUGAUGAUUAUUGAAGGAUCUGAAGUUAAUUUGGAUAUAACAACGAAACUGGGUCAAAGGAAUUUCAACUCAGCAGUCUGGAACUACAUGGCAAAUGUUCUCCUAAUAUCACACACAACCAUAUCCCAGGAGUUUAUAGCAAAAAUCCUACAUAAUACUACACUUAAUGGAUUUAUUAAUGUUGCACUCAUGCAUAAGGUCAAUGACAAGUUUGAGGUUAAAUACACAGAAACAAUUAUGACUGAACCGGACGAAACUGACAUUCAGCCUUUAUCGAAUGCCAAACAGAACAUUUUUCCUGACAAGAUCAAGAAUUCCAAAGGAUAUCCGAUUCAUAUUCCAGUAUUUCAUCAACCGCCGAUUGUUGAGAUUAAAUCGAGUAUUGUGGUCAGCAAAAUGACAAAGUUUGUGGACAUUCUUGAACAAAAAAUGAAUGCAAGAACAAAUUAUCAUAUUGUGGAUGAUCCACUUGAGAUAAAGACAUAUUUGAGGCAUCGUAAAUUGCAGCUGACUUUAAACAAACUACUUAUUGCACGUCACGCUCCGAAAUUAUUAACAUACGAGGAAAAUGGCUUCUGUGCUUUAAUUCCAAAACCACACAAAACGUCUGUCACGGAAAUAAUCUUCAUUAAGCCAUUCGAUCGACUCGUUUGGAUGAUUCUGGGUUGCUCACUUCUCGCUUGUUUGAUAAUCUGGCGAUUGUUUCUGAACCGUGGAACUUCUGACUCAUUUUGGCUACUUCUGUUCGGCAUGUUUGCAAUGUUUGUUGGUCAAGGCAUUGAAUUUCGUCGGACUCAUCGAGUUGUGCUUAUCAUUCUGCUUCAAUUAAUUGUGUCAAUGAUAUUUGUGCUCAGCAGUGCCUAUCAAGGUGUCAUAACCUCAUUUAUGAUUCAACCAGAAAUUGAAAACAGGAUCAAAACUGUAAAGGAACUAAUUGAGUCUGACAUAAGAAUUUUAAUGUCGGAUCACUUUAUUGGAAUCGUAAAAGAUUCGAAAGAGUUCCAGGCUGUCGAAUCAAGAGUCGAUGUCUUAGAUGCGGAAAAAUUAUUGACAAUAAAAAUGCGUGAAGACAUGAUAGUAAGUUCUAUAGAUCAAAAGUCUGUGAUUAUCAUGCAAUGUGACUGUGUUCGAAGCUUUUUGAACCGAUACGAAACAGCUAAGCCGAAUUACUAUUUGCUGCCACAGAAAAUCAUUUCGACACAUGGACACUUGGCUGUUGGGAAUCAAAAUCCAUUUUUGCAGAAGUUUCAGUACUUGAUGGAUUUGUCAUUUGAAGCUGGCCUGCCACAUGCUUGGAAACUACUUCUAGGUCGGAACUUCGAUGAAGAUACAAAGUCCGAGCAUGAUAUAUGCAACUUACGACUCAAGGAUUUGUCUCAAAUAUUUUAUUUUAUGAUUUUUGGACAUGCCUGUGCUGUUUUUGUAUUUCUGAUUGAAGUUUUCUUUCGAGACUUUAUUGUCAAACUUGACUGGAGCUACUAUGCAUCAAAAUUGAGGAACUUUGUCAAUGAAUUGAGCAAAUUGAAGAUCAAGAAGCAAAUUGUCAUAAAACAAAAGAAAAACAAGUCAUCAGCAAUCAGUCUAAAUAGCUUCAAAAAUGACAAUGAUUUCAUGAAUUCUUUGUGUCAAAACUUGAGAAGAACAAUUGACUUAAAAAAUGGCCCACAUGACAUCUUACUUGCAAGAACUGAUGACAACAUGAUAGAUUCUGUAGUUGAUGACUUAUCAAGCUGCUUGGGUACUGAAAAUGCAGUCGUACUUACAAAUUUAAGCAAGCCAUUCAAUAAUGAUGGACUUAGAAAAGCAAAAUUGAUAAUUAUUGAAGGAACGGAUGUUGAUUUUAACAUGAUUGUUUCAACUUUACGAAUGAACUACGACUCAACAGUUUGGAAUUAUAUGGCGAACUUCCUUUUCAUUUCACACUCCACUAUAUCCCAUCACCUAGCUUCACAUAUUCUGUUUCACACAUCUUUAGCGGGAUAUUUUAAUGUCGCACUCAUGCACAAUGUCAAUGGACAAUUCGAAGUUAAAUACACAGAAACAAUCAUGACUGAGCAAGAUGAAACUAGAGUUAAGACAACAUCGGAUACUAAGAAUGUAUUUUUUUCUGAUAAGAUCAAGAAUUCUAAAGGAUAUCCAAUUCAUAUUCCAGUUUUUAACCAACCGCCUUUUCUGCUGAUUAAGUCUGGCACUGUGAUCAACCAAUUGACCAAGUUUGUGGAAAUUUUAGAGGAUAAGCUAAAUGCUGUCGCAAUUUAUCAUUUCGUACAAGACUCUUCUGACAUUCGAGAUUACUCAAUACAGCGCAAAGCUAACUUGGCAUUAAAUAAAUUGCUCUAUGCACUCAAAACUCCAAAAAUGCUAACAUAUGAGGAAAAUGGCUUCUGUGCUUUGGUUCCAAAAUCAUCAAAAACAGCAAAUACUGAGUUUAUCUUCAAACAGCCAUUCAAUCGAAUCGUUUGGAUGCUUUUAGGCUGCUCUGUUCUGGCAAGCUCAGUGAUUUGGCGAUUGUUCCUUAAUCGUGGAACUUCUGACUCAUUUUGGCUACUUCUGUUCGGCAUGUUUGCAAUGUUUGUCAGUCAAAGCGUUGAAUUUCGUCGGACUCAUCGAGUUGUGCUUGCCAUUUUGCUGCAAUUGAUUGUGUUUAUGAUCUUUGUGCUCAGCAGUGCCUAUCAAGGUAUCAUAACCUCAUUCAUGAUUCAACCAGAAAUUGAAAAUAGGAUCAAAACUGUAAAGGAACUGCUCAACUCGGACAUAAAGCUUUUAGUAACUGAUUAUUUCUUUGAUAUUGUCAAAGAUUCUGUGGAAUUUCAGGCAAUUACUUUUCGGAUGGAGUUACUUAAAUUAGGACUUCCAACAGUCCAUGAAACCAUUUUAAGAGCUGUGUACAGAAAAUCAGCAUUAAUUUUACAGUGCAGCUUUAUUAAUUCUUUUCUUGACUUGUAUAAGGCAGUUAAGAUCAAUUACUACUUGCUGCCACAAAAAAUCAUCACGACUUAUGGACAAUUGGCUGUUGGGAUUAACAAUCCAUUCCUUCAGAAAUUUCAACACUUAAUGGACUUGUCAUUUGAAGCUGGUCUGCCACAAGCAUGGAAUUUAUUUAGUGGAAUGAAUUAUCAUGAAAGCACUGAACUUAGUCAUCAAUUAGAGAACUUGGCGCUUAAGGAUUUGUCACAAAUCUUUUGUUUCUUGAUUUUUGCACAUGCUUUUGCAAUUUUUGUGUAUCUGGCUGAAAAAUUCUUCUGUGACUUCAUUGACAAGCUUGAUUUGAGCCGCUACACAUCAAAGUUGAGGAGCUACAUAAAUGAAUUGACCAAGUUAAAGAAGAAGGAACAAACAAUUCGAAAAAAGAUGAAAAAAGUCAAGAAAUCGAAGAGACAGAAGGCAGAGAAGCCAAAAGUUCGACGAAUUCAAGUUCAACCUGCUGAAUCUGUUGUUUAA
Messenger RNA from Chironomus riparius, 3765 nucleotides. The record is from the annotation of a GenBank genome assembly. Lineage: Eukaryota; Metazoa; Arthropoda; Insecta; Diptera; Chironomidae.